AUGUAUGCUGCAAUAAUCUGCUCACCGCCAAUUGGGCAACCUACUGUCAUUUCUAGAGAUCAGGAUACUGUCCAAUUCUCUGUCUUCCUAGAAACAUCUGCUGCAUCAUUAGUCAACGAACAAAAUGUCAGAGUCUCGAUCUGGCAUAACCACAAAGGACAGCAUGAUUGGUCGGAACUUGCUCUCCAGGCGUCCAAUGACCACGAUGACGUUAUUGGCGAUGAUGCUGGAUGGAAGUGGAUUAAAGAUCAAAGCGGACUGGAUGAUGGGCAGCUCCACUAUCAACAAUCACAUGAGCAGCUAGGCUUCCCUGAAUACUUCCAUGGAACAAGCUCCGAACUCAACAUUCGCAAGACGAGCGCUGAUACUCCUGACACCAAACUGUAUUCCAUCACCGCGCCUAUCAAGGCCGCUGAAGGCAAUGACUCUGGCUACAGCAGACAUGUCCUGGGCACCCCGAAAGACUUUACCCGAUGGUUCUCAUUGGUUAGACUGUGGAGCCCUUGGCUUGCACCACGUCAGGGGAAAGACAAGUUCCAUGUGGACAAAGAUGCUGUACUCGCAUCUUUCUUGCGACAUGAUGGAGCACAUGUCGUCUGUCUAGCCAUCAGCGGCGUUGAAGACGUACUCACUAUCUUCCAACACGAUGACAACGGCAAUGUUAUCAUACAAGGUCGCAAUGAUCGCGAAAAAGAAGGCACCAGCCAUGUGCUCGUGUCGAUCGCAGACUCUUUUGAAAUAGCAAAUGCUGCAGUCAUGUACCAUGCAAGAAAAGUAGUAGGAGGCUACGAAAAUGUGUCAGGGUCAGUCGAGACCGAGAUCAAGACUUUCGUGGAUAAGAACGUCAAAGCCGAUUGGCUCGAGGAGUGGUACGAUGGAUUCACUUACUGCACUUGGAACGGUCUGGGUCAAAAGCUCACCGUUGACAAGAUCAAUCAGGCUCUGGAAUCUCUCAAGAAAGAGGACAUUAUAAUCGAAAACUUGAUCAUCGACGACAACUGGCAAUCACUAUCAGAGGGUGAAUCACAGAUGGAUCGAGCCUGGACCGACUUCGAUGCCAAUAAGGAGGGCUUCCCUCAGGGACUCAAGCACGCCGUGACGGAUAUCCGCAAGAAGCAUCCAAACAUCAACCACAUCGCCGUGUGGCAUGCAAUCCUAGGCUACUGGGGCGGAGUGGCCAAGGAUGGCAAUAUUGCAAAGAACUACAAGACGACCAAGGUUCAGAAAGAGCCCGGAGUUGCAGAAGGUGAGAUGCUAGUUGUUGAUGCUUCUGAUGCUCAACGCAUGUACAACGACUUCUACGCAUUCCUGGACGAUUGCGGUAUCACCGGAGUGAAGACCGACGCUCAAUUCUUCUUGGAUAUGAUUGUCGAUGCACCUGAUCGCCGCAAGUUGAUCACUGAGUACCAGGAUGCUUGGACCAUCGCUCAUCUCCGCCACUUUGGCUCUCGCGCCAUCUCUUGCAUGUCACAGUCACCACAGUUGCUUUUCCACUCGCAGCUACCGACUAACAAGCCCCGACUUCUUGUUCGCAACUCUGAUGACUUCUUCCCCGAAGUACCUGCUUCUCACCCUUGGCAUGUAUUCUGCAAUGCUCACAACUCUCUGCUCACUCAGCAUCUGAACGUGCUGCCUGACUGGGAUAUGUUCCAAACAUCACAUGAGUGGGCUUCCUUCCAUGGUGCGGCUCGCUGUGUGUCUGGAGGACCGAUUUACUUCACGGAUUAUCCUGGAAAGCACGACAUCAAGCUGAUCAAUCAGAUGACAGCUAGAACGACCCGAGGCAAGACCGUCAUUCUGCGCCCCUACAACAUCGGCAAGAGUGUAAAUGCCUAUGCCGGCUACGAAGACCACUCCCUUUUGAAAGUGCACACCUAUCAUGGCUACGCCCGCACUGGAACGGCGUACCUGGGUGUUUUCAAUUGUACCCAGCGCCCCUUGUCUGAACUCGUCCCUCUAUCCACCUUUGCGGGUGCCGAAGAAGGCAAUUAUGUCAUUCGUGCUUUCACUACUGGCGCCAUCAGCAAGCCAAUGUCGUGUGGCGAGAAGAAAGCGCUGACCGGUGUCGAGAUCGAUGUCGGAGGUUGGGAGAUUUUAUCUGCCCAUCCUGUCCAUGAAUACAAGACUAGCAAGAACGGCCCGAUCAUGAUAUCUUGCUUCGGUCUGAUUGGCAAGAUGACAGGUGCAGCGGCCAUAAUCAGCAGUGAUGUCUUUGUCGACAAGACAGGGAAGUUGAGAUACUCCGUCCUUAUCAAAGCUUUGGGAGUGCUUGGUUUCUGGAUCGGCGACCUGGGCAAAAAGUGGAACGUUGAGAAAGACAUGCUGGUUCUGAUCUUUGGCAAGCAGAUUCCCAAGGAAUGCGUGAGUGUCAAUGGAGACGUGCUGGAGAUUGACGUGGACAGAGCUUGGAAGGAGACUGGAAAGAAGGCUGGGUGGAAUAACGAGAUUGAGGUCGAGUUGUUUGUGUCCUAG
Molecule: messenger RNA, 2472 nt
Organism: Aureobasidium namibiae CBS 147.97
Lineage: Eukaryota; Fungi; Ascomycota; Dothideomycetes; Dothideales; Saccotheciaceae
Product: glycoside hydrolase
Exons: 4
Coding region: 1-2472 (823 amino acids)
Source: RefSeq, a predicted model, not a curated record